AUGCAAAUCGAGUAUACGCAUUUCGGCGGUCCAGCGGAAUAUGUAAUUCACGCUAUCAAGGCUAAUUUGACCGGGUCGCUUUGUGAGUAUCGUCUCUGCUCGCAGCUUCGUAUCCAGGCUUGGGCUAAUGACGCCAGCCGCCUUCACACCACUGCUGCAUCGAAUGGUCCAAAAGAAUAUGCCAGAUAUUCUGGGAAGAUACAAAGAGUCCUCCGCCUCAUCGCCACCAACAACGCCCGCGUCUUUCAAGGCACAGCCGCCAGCCUUGACGAGGAAUGGCUCGAAGCGUCCACCGGCUACGUCCUAGCCUGCUUCGACUGCAUCCGCGCUCUUAAACAGUGGCACCCAUGGCUCCGGCCCCUCGUCUACAGAUUUAUCCCCGAACGCGCAGCCAUCAAAGACCAGUGGACCAAGGGCCGCAAACGAGUCAUGACUUCUAUGCGUGAGAGGCAAGAAAAGGGGGGUAACCUGGAGGACCCACCUACUAUGCUGGAUCAUUUGAGUAAUGGGAGGAAUGAACAUAUUGCCGAUGAUGUUGAGCUGCAGUUGCUGCAUCAGAUGACCUUGAUUGCUGUUGGGACUGUUACGACAUUUUCGUCGACGACGCAGGCUAUUUAUGAUCUUGUGGCGCAUCCGGAGUAUAUACCUAUUCUUCGGGAGGAGGUUGAGUCUGUGCCUAGGGAUCCGAAUGGUAACUUCUCCAAAGACUCAACGGUGGCUAUGGAUAAGCUUGACAGCUUUCUCAAAGAGAGCCAACGCUUCAACUCACCUGAUCUCACAACCUUCCAACGCGCAGCUAUCGCAGACAUGAAACUCCCAGACGGCACAUUCGUCCCCAAAGGCACCAAACUAGAAAUCAACACUUGCUCAAUUCACAAGGACCACAAGCUGUACGAGAAUCCUGAGCAGUUCGAUGGUCUUCGCUUUCAUAAAUGGCGAAAAGCUCCUGGUAAGGACAAAAGGUACAUGUACUCCAGCAGUGGAACAGAUGAUCUGUCUUGGGGCUUUGGGCGACACGCGUGCCCGGGGAGAUAUCUGAGUGCUAUCAAUAUCAAGCUCAUCAUGGCGGAGCUGUUGAUGAAUUAUGAUAUCAAGCUGCCCGAUGGAGUCAGUCGACCUAAGAAUAUUGAGUUUGAAGUGCUGUGCUCCCCGGAACCGGACUUUGAGAUCCUUCUUAAGGACAGGGAUCAUUAG
Messenger RNA from Fusarium odoratissimum NRRL 54006, 1194 nucleotides. RefSeq lists its product as uncharacterized. The record is from RefSeq and is a predicted model, not a curated record. Lineage: Eukaryota; Fungi; Ascomycota; Sordariomycetes; Hypocreales; Nectriaceae. Gene Ontology annotation, molecular function: iron ion binding; heme binding; monooxygenase activity. The transcript has 4 exons. Bases 1 to 1194 code for a protein of 397 amino acids.